Scleropages formosus (Asian bonytongue) is the source of this 3722-nucleotide messenger RNA. RefSeq names its product zinc finger protein 76 (gene znf76). Gene Ontology annotation, molecular function: RNA polymerase II cis-regulatory region sequence-specific DNA binding; DNA-binding transcription factor activity, RNA polymerase II-specific. The record is from RefSeq and is a predicted model, not a curated record. Gene Ontology annotation, cellular component: chromatin; transcription regulator complex; PcG protein complex. Bases 609 to 2267 code for a protein of 552 amino acids. Gene Ontology annotation, biological process: regulation of transcription by RNA polymerase II. NCBI's taxonomy places the organism in Eukaryota, Metazoa, Chordata, Actinopteri, Osteoglossiformes, Osteoglossidae. The transcript has 14 exons.
AUCCCAGUUUGCGCUGCAGCGUCGCGAGCCGAGCCGAGGGAGAGAUGGGAUAGGAAAAUGGGGGACUGCUCACAGGGCUCGGCCGUUUCCGAAGCCACUGUUCAGUUUGUUGCGUUUCAGCGCCUGGAGCGCGACUGCAAGAACCCACCGGGUUGAGGAGUGCGACCCGGGCGAAAAAAGCGGCGACAGAAUCGUGCACAAGAUAAAAUGGCAGAGUUUCGGCGAGGCCUGUUUGUUGUGCUGGCUGGCGGCGCGCGCCGAGCUCGGUGGCUAACCGAGCAGCUAAAGUUACUGAAAACGCAGCACGGCUCGCUUUGCUCCACCACCAACAAGAGCUGCAACUUUAUUUCCCUUCUAGUAUUAAUCAGUAUUACUUUUAACACGAACGGAUAUUGUGAUAAGUUCGCGAACCAGCCAGUGCCGUUGUUGUUUCACGUAAACAAACUUCAGGGCGAAACGGGACGUGUGUGGUGAUCGCGUUUUAAUGAGCGGAGACGGUAACCAGAACCCGCAGGGUUUUCGCGAUAAAGUCCUGGAAGACGCUGACCAUUCAUAUCUGUGGUACCUCAAGCCCAGCCACACCUACAACAGAAGAGACAACGUGAAGUAUGGAGGAUGUGGGGCUUCAGGCUGUGACACUGAGUGAUGGCUCCACAGCUUACAUCCAGCAAGCCAUCAAAGAUGGGAACCUGGUGGAAGGCGAUACCAUCCAACUGGAGGAUGGGACAACAGCAUAUAUACAGCAAGUCACAGUUCAGCAAAAAGAAGCCUUGCCUUUUGAAGAUGGACAGGUGGUCCAGCUGGAAGAUGGCAGCACAGCCUACAUUCACCACACUCCUAAAGAGGGCUAUGACCCAAGUGCAGUGGAAGCCGUUCAGCUGGAAGACGGUAGCACGGCCUACAUCCAUCACCCAGUCACCUUACAGGCAAGCCGCACUAUCCUCACUGUCCAGCCAGGGGGCACUCUUGAGGAGCUGACCAGAGAACAAGCCUUAGACCCUGACACCAUCUCCACACUGGAGCAGUAUGCCUCCAAGGAGGCAGAGGACAGUAUCAGCAAUGGUGCCAGAGUGCUCAAGGAAAUGGAUUCCAGGGUGGAGCACACAACGGUGCAGGUGAUGAUCGAAGAGAAGUCGUGGGCUUCCACCAAGGCACAGCAGACAACAGAGAAAAGUUUUCGGUGUGACUAUGAGGGCUGUGGACGUUUGUACACCACUGCGCAUCAUCUCAAGGUGCAUGAACGGGCUCACACAGGAGACCGACCAUACAGGUGUGAUGUGCCCACCUGUGGAAAAGCCUUUGCCACGGGCUAUGGACUGAAGAGUCACUUGCGCACACACACAGGAGAGAAGCCUUAUAAAUGCCCUGAGGACAUGUGCUAUAAGGCUUUCAAGACAUCAGGGGACCUGCAGAAGCAUGUUCGCACGCACACAGGUGAGAAGCCCUUCAAGUGCCCAUUUGAGGGAUGUGGGCGGUCCUUCACCACUUCCAACAUUCGCAAGGUGCACAUCCGCACACACACAGGAGAGAGACCUUACAUGUGCCCUGAGUCAGGCUGUGGGCGGGGCUUUGCCAGUGCUACCAACUACAAGAACCACAUGAGAAUCCACACAGGUGAGAAACCAUACGUGUGCACAGUGCCCGGCUGUGGCAAGCGAUUCACCGAGUACUCCAGCCUGUACAAGCAUCAUGUGGUGCACACACACUGCAAGCCCUACACCUGCAAUCACUGUGGCAAGACCUAUCGGCAGACCUCCACCCUUGCCAUGCACAAGCGCACAACACAUGGUGACUUUGAGAGCACUGAGGAAGAGGUGGAAGCUGUGGAGCCGCCACAUAAACAGCCCAGACUGGCUUUCCUGGAGGGAGGGGAGUCUAAGGAGGAGGCCUCGCAAGUUAUGGUCAGCUUAUCACAUGAAGAGCUGCAGGCAUUGGGCACAGCUAUCACCAUGGUGACCCAGGAUGGCACCACUAUCACAGUUCCUGCCAACCAAGAUACUGUGGACAGCACAGGGCAGCACACAGUCACCAUGGUUGCACGAGAUGGCAAAGAGCUGCAGCCGGUUGCCAUAGUAACAUCAGAUGGCAUGACUGGAGGUUCAGGGAUGACCAGCCCAAGUUACCAGCAGGUGGCACUCUUGGCUACAGCUAAUGGUACUCAGAUUGCUGUCCAGCUGGAGGACCAGCAGACUCUGGAGGAAGCCAUCAGCAUGGCUACUGCGGCAAUCCAGCAGGGCAGUCUGUCCCAAGACGGAGGGCCUCCGUAAGGGAACUGUUGACGGACUCAAAACAGGAUACCUCUGUGAGGCUGAGGAGUAGCUGUAAAGGGGCAGAGGGUUCCUAGGGGAUGCCAGUUAGAGCACCAGUUAGAGAAUGGUGCUGCCCUGCAUUUUAGUCUCUGGACAAUAGAGGCCCUGCAGCUGAAAUGGAGUUCGGAAGGACAGGUUUCUUUUAAACCAAAAAAAUUGUAGAACUUCAGUUGACCUGUGAGGGACCUGGAGGAGGUACAACAGUUUAUUUUUCUGGUUUUACUUGGCUUUGUGAGUGUUUAUAUGUGUAUGCGUGUUUCUAAAGGAUUCAUUUAUGUGAGUUUGUCUUUGGUUAAGUAGAAUGUGUGCGUUGAAGAUCAGGUGACCUGACUUGGUGCUUGUGUUCAUGGUGCUUUUUUAAAGUACACUUGUAGGACAGCAUGAGGAUGUGGAUUUAAAUGCGCUAGAAUGAAUUGUUUUAAUAAGCUACUGUAUGCAUUUUUAUGAGAUGUAAAGACGUGAAUACAUAUCAGUGACAUUAUACUGUGUGCACUGCUUUCUACCUUACUCACAGAUGAUCAGAUGCACCCUCAGUUGCUGCAGGUAAGAUAUAAGCAGUGAGGCUUUAACAGAAAUGGAGAGGAGAACCAGCCCUAGUGGGUGAAGUGCAGCUAGUGAUGUACUCUGCAUUACUCCAAUCAAAAUUCCCAGCUGUAUAAAUUGGUCAAAUGAUUAAAAUAUCAAUUAUAAUUCUUAUUGUGUAAUUGUCAUAUAAACACAGAUAUCACUGUACUUUGCCUUGAUUUUGAGACCCAGAUCUGUGGUUCAGUGUUAAAAGACUAGACUACAGGCAAAGGAGACUGAGUGUGUAAACAGGCAUGGUCCUGCCAGGUGUUGUAUUAUGGUUAAAUGACCUUGAAGCCUUCUGUAAGAAAAUUGAAACAACAAACAAAUUGACAUUUUAUUCCUGAAUCUGCUUUUGAAAUGAUUUACGUUAUUAGCAUUAUCCUUCAUUUACCCAAGACCUUUGUCCAAGGCAGCUUACAGCGAUAUGUACAUUAUGUAGUAGUUUGCUACAUGGUGAUGUGGCAUAUUACUCUUUAUUAGCUAUAAAAAAUACUUGUCAACAGCAUGUAAUAUGUAGUAUUUGGACACAUCUGUUACUGUUAGUUAUUAUUUAGCUGAUGUUAGUUUUUUUAAUACAAUAAGGGCUUACAUGGUAAGAAUUAUAUGACACUGCAAGAUGAAAUACUGUGCUGCAGCUAACACAAGAUCAACCUAGGACUAGAUGCAGUUUUCAGGAUAAAAGGAAAAUACUGUGCACUGUUGAACUCAUUGUAUUUUUUUCUUGUAACCUACAGUACACACUGGUUCCUCAGCUUAUGAACGUGACUGAGACUGGAAGUCUGUUCUCAACUUCUUUUGUAAAACCAAAGUCACUUUUGGUGUGAAUUCAAUCAAAAGCUGAGUAAU